AUAUGACGUCAUGGGCGGAGUUUAGUUGAAGAUCGAAUUCGGAUUCGGUUGGCGGGCGCGGCCAUCUUGGUGAAUAAGUGACCUGGCGAUUUGGAUUUAGUUAGUGAAAAAUCAGUUGUAAUCCACAAUGUCGGAAAGGGAAGAUAAUGUGUACAAAGCUAAAUUGGCCGAACAGGCUGAGCGUUACGAUGAAAUGGUUCAGGCAAUGAAGAAUGUGGCCUCGUGCAACGUAUCAGACAAUGAGCUCACAGUGGAGGAGAGGAACCUCCUUUCUGUUGCAUACAAGAAUGUCAUAGGAGCCCGCCGAGCCUCCUGGAGAAUCAUUUCAUCCAUUGAACAGAAAGAAGAAACAAAAGGCGCGGAGGACAAGCUGAACAUGAUCCGCGCGUACCGCAGCCAGGUGGAGAAGGAGCUGCGCGACAUCUGCUCCGACAUCCUGGGCGUGCUCGACAAGCACCUCAUACCCAGCUCGCAGACCGGCGAGUCCAAGGUCUUCUACUACAAAAUGAAGGGUGACUACCACCGGUACCUGGCGGAGUUCGCGACGGGCAAUGACCGCAAGGAGGCGGCGGAGAACUCGCUCGUGGCGUACAAGGCCGCCUCCGACAUCGCCAUGACCGAGCUGCCGCCCACGCACCCCAUCCGCCUCGGCCUCGCGCUCAACUUCUCCGUGUUCUACUACGAGAUCCUGAACAGCCCGGACCGCGCGUGCCGGCUGGCCAAGGCGGCGUUCGACGACGCGAUCGCGGAGCUGGACACGCUGUCGGAGGAGAGCUACAAGGACUCGACGCUGAUCAUGCAGCUGCUGCGCGACAACCUCACGCUGUGGACGUCGGACAUGCAGGGCGACGGCGAGGGCGAGGCCGAGCACAAGGAGGCGGCGCCCGACGCCGACGACCAGGACGUGUCGUAAUGCCGCCGCCCCGCCUCGUCCACCCCGCAUCUCUAACGUUACGUGUAACCUUCGAUAUCAUAUUGAGACGUUCGUUCCGCGAUCGCGUAUUCAUAAAAAGUACUUUGGUAUUGCAUUUUAAUGUACGUCGAUAAGAAUGUAUUUUCUUAACGUUAAAUCGAUCUCUACCGUUGAACUUAGCUUCCCCGCUCCUUAGCGUUCGUCAGUCUCUCCGCCGGGGUCGGGCCUCCUCCCGUGGCCACUCUCCGAGAACUGUAAAUUUUCUAAGUAUUUUGUACCGUGUUCCGCGUGCGAGCGUCGCCCGGCGUCGCCCGGCGUCGCCCGGCGUCGCCGCGGCUGCGAGGCUCGCGGCUCGCGGCUCCGUCAGCACAAAGGCGUCGUGCCCGCGUCGCAUUACAAACGUUUGGAGUAUUCACACUUGGAUCGCUUUAAUUACUUACGAGUAUUGUGAUAGAGAUUUGUAUAUUUAAUUUAUUUUAUAAUUUCGCAUAUUUGUCGAGAAUAUCAUCGUGUAGCGCUAUACAUGUUAUCUGUACGAUUUUUACAGGACGAAAACGGUAGUUGUAAAGUUGUGCUAGGUUAAGGUUUAGCACUUGGUAAAUAAUUUAUUUGCGACGUAGAGCCCGAUACAUUCCAUCUCGUAUGCGCUAUGUGCUAUCCGUGGCGAGUGCGUGCCCGAGUAAGAUAUUAGCGUUAUUUUUAUUUGAAUUUGUAAUAUUGCAUAUAUUUUUGUUAAUUUAUCCACAAAAAAAUACUGAUGCAGUUAGCCUUAGUGUUAUGCAAUAUUGAGUUAUGUCCUACCAACUACUGAAAAUUUAUUGUAAAUGACAGUGUAAAUCUAAUAAUAAAAUUCAAAAGUCCA
Messenger RNA from Zerene cesonia (dogface butterfly), 1775 nucleotides. Its product is annotated as 14-3-3 protein epsilon-like. The transcript has 5 exons. Gene Ontology annotation, biological process: signal transduction. NCBI's taxonomy places the organism in Eukaryota, Metazoa, Arthropoda, Insecta, Lepidoptera, Pieridae. The record is from RefSeq and is a predicted model, not a curated record. The coding region runs from base 128 to 913 and encodes 261 amino acids. Gene Ontology annotation, cellular component: cytoplasm.